UUCCCACUUCCCACUUCCCACGGCCCGCGCUGCCUAUUCGGAUCCCCUUUCUCUCUUUCGGUCUUCCCCCUUCCCCCCACUUUCUCCGACCCACCCGGCCGCGGCAGCGACGGUUCUCGCCUCUCGGUCUCGGGUCAGCCCCUGCUGCGACCUAAACUCUAGCGGUGCCAAAUGGGCUACCUCUCCUGCCGCGCGGACUCGUCCGUGGCGACGUGCCGCUCCAUCACGGCCAUCUCGCCGCUCCCACUCUCGCGCCGCUCGGGGUCGGGGUCGGGGGGCGGCUCGUCCAGGCCCCCGCUGCCGCCGGCGCAGGCGGCCAUCGAGCGCUUCGACUACGCGGAGCUGGAGGCGGCCACGUCCCACUUCGCGGACGCGGCGCUGCUGGGCCGGGGCAGCCACGGGGCCGUCUACAAGGCCGUGCUCCCCUCGGGCCGCGCCGUCGCCGUCAAGCGCCCCUCCCCGCGCCGCCCCGAGGUGGACAACGAGAUCCGCAUCCUCUCCUCCGUCCGGGGCCCGCGGCUCGUCAACCUCCUCGGCUUCUCUGACCCCGGCCCCGCCCCGCGCCUGCUCGUCGUCGAGUACAUGCCCAACGGCACGCUCUACGACCUGCUCCACUCCAACCCGCGCCCGCCGGGCUGGCCGCGCCGCCUGCGCCUCGCGCUCCAGACGGCCAGGGCCCUGCGCGCGCUCCACGACGCCGACCCGCCCGUCAUCCACCGCGACGUCAAGUCCGCCAACGUCCUGCUCGACGCCAACCUCGGCGCGCGCCUCGGCGACUUCGGCCUCGCCCUCCGCGUGCCCAAGGCCACCGCCGGCGCCAAUGCCGCCGCCGCCGCCGCCCCCACGCCGCCGCCCGCCGGCACGCUCGGCUACCUCGACCCGGCCUACGUCACGCCCGAGAGCCUCAGCACCAAGACAGACGUCUUCAGCUUCGGGAUCCUGCUGCUCGAGAUCAUGAGCGGCCGCAAGGCCAUCGACGUCCAGCACUCGCCGCCGUCCGUCGUCGAGUGGGCCGUCCCGCUCUUACGGAAAGGCAAGGUCGCCUCGCUGUUCGACCCGCGUGUGGCGCCGCCACGAGACCCGGUCACCCGCAAGGACCUUGCCGCGCUGGCCGCCAGCUGUGUGCGCUCCUGCAGGGAGCGGCGCCCGUCCAUGGCCGACAUCGUCCAGCGUCUCGUGCUUCUCAGCAAAGCCGUGUCGGCCAAGGUGUGGAACGGGCUCGCCGACGGGCUUGCCGUGGUAGGGAACCCUUGUGCGGUUGUUGAUGUUCAGAAGACCAUCUCCAAGCGAGGUGCUGCCAGCCGCAGGGCUGAAUCAGAGAGGGAGUCGACUUCAGCAUUGGUGUUUGACGACGAUGAAAAGGAGGAUGUAGAUGCAGAGGCCUUGGAGGAAGAUCAGGUGCCAUCCAACAAGUCACCACCCCGACCACUGAAGAACGGGAUAGUGUUUUCCGAGGCAGGGGCUCGGGAGAGGAGAAAUCUCUUGGACCUGAUGGCUCGGAUCGAUGGUGUUGCCGGCCAAAGAUUCGGCAUUACCAGAGCAAGAACAGUGCGUGCUAAUGGUGAGCUCAUCGAAAAGGAUGCAGUGUUGCUCCUAAGGAGGAACCAGACGGUAAGAGUUGUUGGAUCAGAGGCACUGCCGAAGUCUGGAAGGAUUUCUCGCUAUGAUGUGAAGAUCAAACACAAAGCAGGGGAAGAGCAAGAGGAGACAGGGAAAGCCCAAGACAAAGUAGAGAAAAUCCAAGUUAAUGCAAGCGGGAUUCAAGAAAGUUCCAAGGAAAUAUUAGGCAAGACAGAUAAAUUGUUGGAUGCACUGGAGCCAAACCUUGACAAAGAAGAGAAGGUUCAAGAAAAGGAAGAGCAACACCUCGAUGAAGUGGAUAAUGUUCAAGAGAAUGAAGGCAAAGUCCAAUGCCCGGCAGAGAAAAUCCAGGAAGGUGGAGAAGUCCAAUGCCCCCGGCAGAGAAAAUCCAGGAAAGUCGAGGAUUCUGAGACAAAGUAGAAAAGUCCAUUUGAAGAGUGAGGGGAGUUUUAAAUCCAUACAAUGUUUUUGAGGUUGGCUUAACCAACUAUCACCUGGCAGCUUACCUGGAGCCCACGAGAUACAAAUCUCAUUCCCCAUGUAUCAUCAUGGUAACUGGGAUUGUACCAGAAAUGUUCCCUGGUCUUGAUGAUUGGCUGAUACAUCCUUGAAUUAAAACCCAAGCGAUGUGAUCUGCUAUUUCGAAUGCCAGCAAUGACAACAACUCCCCCAGCUAUUGAUUGAAUCUUGGUUCUCGGGUGAUGUCCAAUGCAAUGGCUUGCUUGCGAUAUCUCCUAGCGUAGCUCUGAGAUCGAAAUCACAAAGAGCUGUAAGAUCUUCGGAUUCAAUUUAAGCAGCUAGUGAUAACUUCGCUGCUUCAAACUGAUUCAGAUGGAGCUUCAAAAUGACCACUAGUUGAGGUAGAUUGUUCCUUGUAGUAUUCUUUUGUUGAUUACUUUUCCUGCCUGCAUAAAACGAGAAGCACAAGUGUGGAAUUGUUUUGUAUGUAUGUAGGCAUGGUGGUAGCUGCAGCGGAUGUUAACUUUUGUAUAUAUCUAAGCGGCCUCUUAA
Zea mays is the source of this 2592-nucleotide messenger RNA. RefSeq names its product serine/threonine-protein kinase-like protein At3g51990. The transcript has a single exon. Gene Ontology annotation, biological process: protein phosphorylation. The coding region runs from base 172 to 2001 and encodes 609 amino acids. NCBI's taxonomy places the organism in Eukaryota, Viridiplantae, Streptophyta, Magnoliopsida, Poales, Poaceae. The record is from RefSeq and is a predicted model, not a curated record. Gene Ontology annotation, molecular function: ATP binding; protein kinase activity.